Blepharisma stoltei is the source of this 1191-nucleotide messenger RNA. The record is from the annotation of a GenBank genome assembly. Lineage: Eukaryota; Ciliophora; Heterotrichea; Heterotrichida; Blepharismidae.
AUGUCUUAUUUUUCCCACAAAAACAUUGUAGAUGACCUAAUUUCAAGUAAGCAUAGCUACUUGACUCACACUAUAAAUUCAACCUUACAGAAAAGUCGAAGAAUUUUAGAAGAAAGCAAGAAAUUAACACUUCUUCAUCAGCAAAGAAACCGCUUAUUCGGCCGUCAUAACUCUUUGUGGACUGAAAUUACAGAUAAAAUUGGAGAAAAAGCUUCUUUAUAUCAGACUUUUGAUAGAACUACCGAAGACUCUUUGUUUUCCAAGAGAGGGAAAUGCACUCCUAGUAUUUUGAGGAAUGAUAGAAGAGCAUUAUCAACUGAUAUAACUGAAGCUCCAGGCCUCGAAAAGACUAUAUCGAUGGACUCAAAAUCUCUGAAAAGGAUGAUUGAUGAACUUAAACAAGAAAAUUUGAAUCUAAAAAGAGAGAUGCAGUAUUCAAAGAGCAUUGGUGAAGAUCAUGAAAGGCUGAAAAGUCUCUAUGGGUCGAAAAGUCCAAUUGAGGAAAAACUGGACUAUACUCCAAGCUUAAAUUCAUAUAAUAAUCCAACUACGCUUGAAGAGAGAUAUAAGGAUCUUGAGGAAAAAUAUUUGUAUGAAAUUAGUAUUAAUGAAAGGUUAAGGGAAGAAAUUCGAAGCUUAAGCAAAAAAGGAAGUAUAAGAGGGAGAAUUAGUUCGCAAGAAUGUUUGAAUAAAAUUAAUCAAGUUGAAGGUAAGUUAAGAGAAAGCUUCAAAGAUUGUGAAGAUUUAACUCCCACUUUAUAUGAGAAGAAACGGAUAAAAUCUAUUAGUCUAUUGGCAAAUUUAUUUUCUUAUAGCUUUAAAAUAAUUUUUAUAAAUAUGCUUGAUGCAAAAUUUACCUAUAAUUCAUGAGGCUUUCAAUUUGAUAAAUUAACUUUAAAAAAAUUUAUAAGAUUUUUAUACUAUUAAAGGGUUUCAUAUGAAUAUUUUGUUCAAAAAUAUUUAAUCUAUUUAAAUUAGUAUAGAAUUUUUACUCAAAUUUAAAGGUGGGGAGUAAAAGAGAAAAUCAGAAUUUGCAAUAAGACAAGCUUAAAACCGAAGAAAAAAAUUUCAAAAUCCUCUAAAGCACUUUUAAGUCAAAGUUCAAAUACCAAAAAAGUAAAGACAAAAGGUAUAGUUUUGCAUUCAAAUAAAAAUUUAAAAACAAUAAAACGAAAAGUAAGUAAAAAAUAA